Messenger RNA from Guillardia theta CCMP2712, 814 nucleotides. RefSeq lists its product as hypothetical. Lineage: Eukaryota; Cryptophyceae; Pyrenomonadales; Geminigeraceae. The transcript has 7 exons. The record is from RefSeq and is a predicted model, not a curated record. The coding region runs from base 63 to 575 and encodes 170 amino acids.
GUUGUUGACUUCACGCCAAAGCUUGAGGACUCUCCUAUUUAACCUUGAACGUGCUGGAGAACAUGAAACUUUGCUAUUCAAGGUUGGUGUUGAUUUUUGUCCUAUUCCAAGUGGCCCAGCAAAUCGGAGGUUCCCCUCUGCUAGUGGAGAAGGGUUUGAAGAGCGCCCGUACCCAACACACGCAGUCCCUCCGGGAAGACAUCACGAAUCCUUCUGUCAAAUCAGCGUUUGUGAAGAAGUUCGACAAGGUUAAGAGCCAGCACAAGAAGAAUUCGCACGAUGAGGACAAGAAGGCAAGAUCUGAGGAGAAGCUGACCAAGAAGAGCAAGAAUCGUGGAGAUGAAUUGACUGCGUCUGGACACAAGCCCACGGCUCAGCCGGAAGAUGAAGCCGUCUACUUCAUGAACAUGCUUCCAUGGAUCCUGCCUGUAGUCUGUCUAACAAUCCUGGUCUUGGUUGGAAUCGGUGCAAAGAUGUGUCAGGCAGGCAACUACAAGCACACCGCUGCGCUGCGGGAGGGAGGAGUCCAGCCGACCUUCAAGUACGGGGGACCUAUUGCUGUCGGGCGUGUGUAGGAGAAGCAGGACAACAAGUAGUUUGACGGAUGUGGGGGGUUGCGCUAAUUGUGAUGAGGGGAGCUGAAAAGCAGCUCGGGUGGGCAGGGAUUGGUUCUUCCGGACCCUUGACGAUUCUGGGGACAAGGAUGACCAGUAAGCGUUCACACGCGAGCCGCAACUUGGCCCGAUGAGCAGCGAGGUUCGGAGUGACUUUGGAAGAUACAUUCUCAACAUAAGAGUAAACGUAACUGACGUCG